This is a messenger RNA of Mercenaria mercenaria, 921 nucleotides long. RefSeq lists its product as uncharacterized. Lineage: Eukaryota; Metazoa; Mollusca; Bivalvia; Venerida; Veneridae. The record is from RefSeq and is a predicted model, not a curated record. The coding region runs from base 1 to 921 and encodes 306 amino acids. The transcript is spliced from 2 exons.
AUGGGUACUUUACCUGAAAGAAAUCUUGCUGUGAUAAAACGUUUUGAUCACAGUCAGAAUGAUUCAGUGAAAUAUCAUCACGCUUACCCAAAUUCAACGCAGAAUAAUUAUGGGAACGUUACCGUUGUCACGGCAUAUUUUGAUCUGGGAACAUUCCGAAAAGGACCACCAGGGCAAUAUUUCACUAGGAAGUUGUACUUUGACUGGGCCAAGACAUUUCGAUACCUAAACAACUCAUUGGUAAUCUACACGGAUUCUGAAGAUUUCAAAAUACACAUGUUCAAAGUGAGAAAUGAAUCCAUGAAGCAUACAAAAAUAUUUCUCAUCGAAAGAUCGUCGUCAUGGGCUUUCCAAAAUAUUGACAAAAUACAAAAGAUAUUCAGUGCAAAGAGUUAUCCGAAACAUUAUCCGAAUACGGUUAUUCCAGCGUACGCAUGCGCACAACAUGCUAAGUUUGACAUGAUUGAACGCGCUGCAAAAUUCAAUAUAUUUGGUACAAAAUAUUAUAUGUGGUUGGAUAUUGGGUAUUUCCGGAAUCGUAAAUCAGAAAAUGAUUUUUAUUUGACCAAACCAAAGGGCUUCGUUGAUUCAAAAAUUGCUGUGAAUCUUGUGAAUUCGAAACUAUCACUUACGUCGCAUCCAGAAGAUAUUAUAAAGAAAAAUCUUGUUUUGUUUGGUGGCGGUUUGGUUUUUGGCGAAAAAGAGCAUGUAACCAAAUUUGCUGAUCUGUUCCGAAGAGCUGUAGAUCAUUUCUUGUUAAAGGGAUUGGCAAACACUGAUCAACAAGUUAUUUACGCCAUGUUUUCAAUGGACGGAAGGAAGUCGUUAAAACCGGAAGUAGAACUACAAGUUUACAGGUCUCCGCAUGAAAACGACUGGUUCUACCUCGGAAAUAUAAUGGUUAAGGAAAUGAUGUCAUGA